Molecule: messenger RNA, 1830 nt
Organism: Antechinus flavipes (yellow-footed antechinus)
Lineage: Eukaryota; Metazoa; Chordata; Mammalia; Dasyuromorphia; Dasyuridae
Product: CXXC-type zinc finger protein 1-like
Biological process (GO): positive regulation of DNA-templated transcription
Cellular component (GO): Set1C/COMPASS complex
Molecular function (GO): DNA binding; zinc ion binding
Source: RefSeq, a predicted model, not a curated record
AUGGAGGGUGAAUUUUCAAACCCAGAGACUGGAGUUGCCCAAGAGGAAGACUCCAAGUCUAACAAUGGGGCGAAUGCACACAUUUGCUGUGUUUGCUUCCGGCCCAACACCAAUUAUUUCUUGAUCAGCUGUGAUAACUGCAGCAAGUGGUUUCAUGGUAACUGCGUCAAGAUUACAGAGAAGGUGGCCAAGGCUAUACAAGAGUGGUUCUGUCUGCAGUGCCAGGAAAAGAACCCCAAACUGGAGAUCCGACACCAACCCAAAAAAGUGUGCGGUGAGCGGGAUGGGGAACCUGAGGCUAAGGCGAGGGACGGUGCUGGCACUCCGUGUCGGGAGAUGGCCUCAGAUCUCUUUUCAGAGUGUGUGGGAAGUGGGCCCAUGAUCCUCUCCAAGGACUGCACCUGUCCCCACAAGGAGACAACACUUGGGACUCUACAAGAAGUAUCCAACCUGCAGAAAAAACGGUCAGCUCGGAGCUGUGGGGAGCGUGAGGCUUGCAGGAGCACCGAAGACUGUGGUCACUGUGACUUCUGCCGUGACACGAAGAAAUGUGGGGGCCACAAAAUGCGACAAAAGUGCCAGUGCCGAGACCGAGAAUCCUAUAACCAUUCCCCUUCCUCCGUAAGCCCAGCGCCGGCUAUGCGGAAACCUCUGGCACCGGAAGACCAUUUCCAGACGUUAAAGGAGGCGCCGGAGGCUGUGGCCCCAUUUGAGGCACUCUCUCUUGCGGAGCUGCCUCUGGACCCAGAGAUCUACCCGGACUUUCCUGCUGGAGCCUUUGAUGACCAUUCUUUGCCAUCGUUGAGUGAUCCUGAGGAUGACCCUUUCCUGGAGCCGGUACUUCGGGAACGUGGAGUGAGAGUGAAACACGUCAAACGGCUGUCCCAGACGUCAAAGCGGCAGCGGCAGAAGCAGAGGCGAAGCGAGAAGCGCAAACACCCGGAACCGCCAGAUCCCGAGGACCCGGCCCCCUUGCCCCAGUGUCUGGGCCCCAAGUGCGUCCGGCCUGCCCGGCCAGGCUCCAAGUACUGCUCGGAUGACUGCGGCUUGGCGCUGGCUGCCAGUCGCAUCCAUGAGAUCCUACCCCGGAGAAUCCAGGAAUGGCAGCAAAGCCCGUGUGUCGCCGAAGAACUGGAGAAGAAACUGCUGAAGAAGAUUCGAAGGGAGCAGCGGGAGGUGUGGCUGCACGUGCAGGACGCCGAGCGUCGUUUUCAAGAGCUGGAGGAUGUCAUCAUCCAGGCCAAGCGACAGGUGGUACAGGAGAACGGGGAGAAUAAUAAGAGAUACAGCAAGCAUCCAAGCCAGCAGAUCUUCUGUGUCUCCUGUGGUCACCCUGUCAACUCCCAGGUAGCACUGAGGCACAUGGAGCGUUGCUAUGCUAAGUAUGAGAGCCAGGUGACCUCCGGGUCGCUGCAGCCCACGAGACUUGAGGGGGUCUCUCGGCUCCUCUGUCAGGUAUACAGCCCCCAGAGCAAAACUUAUUGCAAGCGCCUGCAGGUCCUGUGCCCUGAGCACUCCAGGGAGCCCACGGCCCCAGCAGAUGAAGUGUGCGGCUGUCCCUUGGUGCGCAAUGUGUUUGAGCCGACGGGAGACUUCUGCCGCCUGCCCAAAAGGCAGUGCAAUCAGCACUACUGCUGGGAGAAGCUGCACAGAGCCGAGGUGUAUCUGGAGUGGCUGCGGGCGUGGAGCAAACUGGAGGGGCUCUGGAAGCAGGAGCGAAACAUCCAGAUGGCAAAGGCCAACCGGGCCGGCCUGCUGGCCCUAAUGCUGCACCGGACCACCCAGCACGACCCGCUCACCCCAGACCUGCGCACCAAGCCGGACCACUGA